AUGGCCACCCAGCUCAUCCAGCGCGCGCUGCCCAACCUCGACUUUCCGGUCCUCUCGUACAUCAACUCGCUCUUCACCACCUCGUCCGCCGAAUCCGACCCGGACGACGACCCCGUCAGCUCGUUCAUCCGCCCGCUCCUCGAGUCCGAGUCAGCCAACCCCAUCUCGCAAGACGAGAUCGACCGGAUCUGCACCGAAUGCGCCAACUUGUGGCAGCAGCUCGGAGGCGGGAAGGGCAAGGAGGCGGCGGGCAGGGAGCCGGCCAAGCUCGAGGUCGCGCUCGACAUGAAGCGGCAGGAGAUGAAGAGUAAGCGGCAGACGGUUACGCAGGUCGUCGACAUCGCGUCGGUGGUCAAGGCGCGCGAGUCGCAGGUCAACAUGAAGGCGCUCGAAAAGGCGGAAGCCAAGCUGAAGGCGAAGCUCGAGAAGCGCAACGCCCGCUCGCUGUACGAGGGCUCGAAGCUCAUGCAGGCGCAACAGAGCAAGAAGAGCUACGAGGAGCUCUUCUUGGAGGUGAACCCGCUUCAAGCUGUCGGGUCGGGCAAGGGCAAGAGCAAGGACAUCCACAUCGAGGGCAUCGACCUCAACUUCGGCUCGAACCGUAUCCUUUCUGGCGCGACACUCACUCUCCCCUAUGGUCGCCGCGCGGGUCUCAUCGGUCGCAACGGUAUUGGAAAGUCAACCCUCUUGCGCGCCAUGGCUCUCCGAGAAGUCGCUAUUCCUCAGCACAUCUCGAUCCUCUACGUCCAGCAAGAAGUCGUCGGCGACGAUACUCCCGCCCUCGAAUCCGUCUUGCAGGCCGACGUGCACCGAACGCGCCUUAUGGCUGAGGAGAAGGAGCUCAACGAGCAGAUCACGCAGCAUGAGAAGGAGGCGGAGGAAUUGGCGGCUGCUGCGAGCGGCGCGAGCGAUGAGGAGCGCGAGAAGCAGCACGCCGAGUUGCGGAAACUCGAGCGGAAGAAGGACGAUGCGAUGGCGAGGAUUGGCGAGGUGCAGAAGUUGUUGAUCGAGAUCGACGCCGACUCGGGUCCGUCGAGGGCUGCAGAGUUGCUGGCGGGUCUCGGUUUCUCGAAGGCGGAUCAGGACAUGCCGACGAAGGCGUUCUCCGGUGGUUGGCGCAUGCGUCUCUCGCUCGCUCGCGCGCUCUUCUGCAAGCCCGACUUGCUUCUUCUCGACGAGCCGUCGAACAACUUGGACCUCAACGCCCUCGCCUGGCUCGAAGACUACCUUCAGACCUGGCCGUCCACGCUCCUCGUCGUCUCGCACGACCGAUCCUUCCUCAACGCCGUCGCGACCGACAUCAUCCACCAGCACAACGAACGCCUCGACUACUACAAGGGCAAUUUCGCCCAAUUCUACGCGACCAAGAGCGAGCGUGCGAAGCAGCAGCGGAGGGAGUACGAGAGUCAACUGCAGUACCGGCAACACUUGCAGGCGUUCAUCGACCGGUGGCGAUACAACGCCAAUCGGGCGGCGCAGGCGCAGUCGAAGAUCAAGAUCCUCGAAAAGCUUCCCGAGCUUACGCCGCCCGAGGAAGACGACGUCGUGACGUUCAAGUUCCCGGAGACCGACAAGAUCUCGCCGCCACUGCUGCAGCUUACGGAUGUCGAGUUCGGCUACACGAAGGAGAAGAUGCUGCUCAAGGGCGUCAACAUGGAUGUCGGCCUCGACUCGCGAAUCGGUUUGAUCGGUGCUAACGGCGCAGGAAAGUCGACCUUGAUCAAGCUGCUCAUCGGGGAGCUUCAGCCCGUCCGAGGACAGCAGAGCCGCAACGGUCGCCUUCGCAUCGCUUACUUUGCUCAGCAUCACAUCGACUCGCUCGACCUGAACGUCAACUCGGUCGCGUACCUCCAGCGGCUCUUCCCCGGCUUGACGGAGCAGCAGUAUCGCUCACAUCUCGGAGCUUUCGGUAUCACGGGCAUGACCUCGCUCCAGCUCAUCGGCACCCUUUCCGGAGGACAGAAGUCGCGCGUCGCCUUUGCCGUCCUGUCCAUGUCGAAGCCGCACAUCCUCCUCCUCGACGAGCCGACCAAUCACCUCGACAUCGAAGGUCUCGACGCGCUCAUGGACGCGCUGAACGUGUGGAACGGCGGUGUGCUCGUCAUUUCCCACGACAGCACGUUCAUCCAUACCGUUUGCAAGGAAUUGUGGGUGUGCGCCGACGGCACCGCUCAGAAAUUCUACGGCGACGUCGACGCAUACAAGUCGCUCAUUGUGAGCGGGAACAAGACGAUGCGGCCGACGCAGGUUUGA
Rhodotorula toruloides NP11 is the source of this 2253-nucleotide messenger RNA. RefSeq names its product ATP-binding cassette, sub-family F, member 3. Gene Ontology annotation, molecular function: ATP binding; ATP hydrolysis activity. The coding region runs from base 1 to 2253 and encodes 750 amino acids. The transcript is spliced from 13 exons. The record is from RefSeq and is a predicted model, not a curated record. NCBI's taxonomy places the organism in Eukaryota, Fungi, Basidiomycota, Microbotryomycetes, Sporidiobolales, Sporidiobolaceae.